Messenger RNA from Selaginella moellendorffii, 1851 nucleotides. RefSeq lists its product as uncharacterized. The transcript is spliced from 11 exons. Lineage: Eukaryota; Viridiplantae; Streptophyta; Lycopodiopsida; Selaginellales; Selaginellaceae. The record is from RefSeq and is a predicted model, not a curated record. The coding region runs from base 357 to 1730 and encodes 457 amino acids.
GGCGCGGGCGCGGCGACAGCGAUGGCGCAGUGAAAGUCUCCACUCCUCUUUCCACGCGCGUUGCGUCUCGCCGCCGCGAUCGAUCGGCGUCUCGGAUAUUUAGGGUUCUUUGUGCGAGGGCAGUCUGGAAGCGAUCUUGCGCGUCAAUUUUCUUGGAGGAUCCUCCAUCGACCGAGGUGAUUGUCUCGGAACUCGACGCUUCUGACGUGCCUGCUUCUACAUCGUCUCAAGAUGGAUCGACCAUACCAGUUGCGACCAUCAACGAAGUUUCUACGAGAUUAGCUCAAACAGCGUCUUAUGUUGGUCGCAGGCUUAUCAGCUUACUUGACGAGUCCGUGGAAGAACCUGCGGGAAGCAUGGGACAGGAUGUUAGCGUCAGGCAAACAACCGUAGCAGUGGAAUCAACUCCAUCGAGCAGUGGAGAGUCACGCAUGAUCGUCACUACUCAAAACGGGAUUUCCAGCAAUCCGGUGGAGCGAGCGACGUCCCUUUGGGCUGCAUUGGGUCAAAGCUUUUUGAACUCCUCUCCCGCUCCGUGGCAAGGGUUUUGUCCUGUUGGAUGUGCUUUGCGAAUAGCAUUUGUUUGCACCAGAAUGGCUUACUUGCGUUUUGCAUGCGGUCAUGAAAAAGUGAGAAGACUUAUGACACGAGUGCAAACUACACUCAGGGGCUCUGCUGAUGAUAUUGGAUGGUUGCAAAAAACGCCGGGUUUUCCACCAGUGGAAGACGGAACGCAAAGGUUUGAGGAAAUUCUUGGUGACAUAAGUCACGGUCUUCACGCACUACCCAAUGAUUACGUAUAUCUUUUGGUUCCUGGGCUCUUUAGCAACCAUGGACCUCUGUAUUUUGUGGAUACAAAGAGAUAUUUUUCUAAACUCGGCUUGACUUGUCAUAUUGCUCGAAUACAUAGUGAGGCUGCGGUGGAAACGAAUGCACGAGAACUCAAAGAUUACAUCGAAGAGUUAUACUGGGGAACAGGAAAGAAAAUCGUGCUGCUGGGUCACAGCAAAGGCGGAGUUGACGCAGCGGCAGCAGCAUCGAUGUUCUGGCCCGAAAUCAAAGACAAAGUCGUGGGCAUCGUCUUGGUACAAAGUCCGUAUGGAGGCAGCCCACUUGCUUCCGACAUUCUUCGCGAGGGCCAGAUUGCCGACGUAGAGACGAGGCGCAUCAUGGAGCUUCUUAUCUGCAAGAUCAUCAAGGGAGACAUGACCGCGUUAGAGGAUCUAACGCACGACAAGAGAAGGAAGUUUUUAGCAAAGUAUCCUCUGCCGCCUGAUCUACCGGUGGUGUCAUUCCACACGGAAGCAGGGAAAUCGCCCGGAGUGCUCUCCACGCUCUCUCACAUUGCUCACGCGGAACUUCCGUGGCUCCCGCUAGCUGGAGCAGCAUCAGAGGCCCCUGCCACCACUGCCAAGCUUCCCGUCGUGCUUCCAUUGGCUGCUGCUAUGGCAGCGUGCGCGCUGCAUUUGGAGCUGCGAUACAGCGAGAAGAGUGACGGCCUGGUGUCACGCAAAGACGCUGAAGUUCCAGGCUCGGUGGUGGUUCGACCAAACAGGAAGCUGGAUCACGCGUGGAUGGUUUACUCGACAGAUCCAGAGGCGUUUCGAAUGUGCGAGGCUCUUAUGAGCUUGCUGCUGGAGGUGAGCCACAAGAAGAACAGAGCGAGCGACAGUGGGAGCUGCAGCAACACCACCAACAGGGAAUGCAGUACAAGCGAUGGCAAGGAAUAGCGCAUGUAAAUUUUUUGAAAAGAUUCAAUGUAAAUUUAGAAUUCUUUUAGAAUGACCUUAGAAUUUAGAAAAACUGAGAUAAACAUUUUUAUCAGAAAGAAUUAUUUGAUGUUAUAACAUA